Molecule: messenger RNA, 1586 nt
Organism: Carlito syrichta (Philippine tarsier)
Lineage: Eukaryota; Metazoa; Chordata; Mammalia; Primates; Tarsiidae
Gene: TRIM50
Product: tripartite motif containing 50
Exons: 6
Coding region: 1-1461 (486 amino acids)
Molecular function (GO): zinc ion binding; protein binding
Source: RefSeq, a predicted model, not a curated record
AUGGCUUGGCAGGUGAGCGUGCCCGAGCUGGAGGACCGGCUGCAGUGUCCCAUCUGCCUGGAGGUCUUCAAGGAGCCCCUGAUGCUGCAGUGUGGCCACUCCUACUGCAAGGCCUGCCUGGUCUCCCUGUCGAGCCACCUGGACGCCGAGCUGCGCUGCCCCGUGUGCCGGCAGGCGGUGGACGGCAGCAGCUCCCCGCCCAACGUCUCCCUGGCCCGCGUGAUCGAGGCCCUGCAGCUCCCCGGGGACCUGGAGCCCAAGGUCUGCGCGCAUCACCGAAACCCGCUCAGCCUCUUCUGCGAGAAGGACCAGGAGCUCAUCUGCGGCCUGUGCGGCCUCCUGGGCUCCCACCAGCACCACCGGGUCACGCCGGUCUCCACCGUCUACUGUCGCCUGCAGGAGGAGCUGGCAGUCCUCAUCUCCAACCUGAAGCAGGAGCAGAAGAAGGUGGAUGAACAUAUCGCCAAACUGGCGAACAAUAGGACCCGGAUUGUCAACGAGUCUGAUGUCUUCAGCUGGGUGAUCCGCCGCGAGUUCCAGGAGCUGCACCACCUGGUGGACGAGGAGAAAGCUCGCUGCCUGGAGGGAUUGGAGGGUCACACGCGCGGCCUGGUGGCCUCCCUGGACAUGCAGCUGGAGCAGGCCCAGGGGACCCGGGAGCGGCUGACCCAGGCAGAGCGUGUGCUGGAGCAGUUUGGUGACGAGAGUCACCACGAGUUCAUCCGGAAGUUCCACUCCAGGGCCUCCAGAGCAGAGCUGCAGCAGGCCCGGCCCCUGGAGGGCACGUUCAGCCCCAUCUCCUUCAAGCCAGGCCUCCACCAGGCUGAUAUCAAGCUGACUGUGUGGAAAAGGCUCUUCCGGAAAGUUCUGCCAGCCCCGGAGUCUCUCAAGCUGGACCCUGCCACCGCCCACCCGCUCCUGGAGCUCUCCAAGGGCAACACGGUGGUGCAGUGUGGGAUCCUGGCCCAGCGGCGCGCCAGCCAGCCCGAGCGCUUCGACUACAGCACGUGCGUCCUGGCCAGCCGGGGCUUCUCCUGCGGCCGCCACUACUGGGAGGUGGUCGUGGGCAGCAAGAGCAGCUGGCGCCUGGGCGUCAUCAAGGGCACGGCCAGCCGCCAGGGCAAGCUGAACAAGUCCCCCGAGCACGGCGUGUGGCUGAUCGGCCUGAAGGAGGGCCAGUAUGAGGCCUUCGGCUGCCCUCGGGUGCCCCUGCCCGUGGCAGGCCACCCCCACCGCAUCGGGCUCUACCUGCACUACGGGCAGGGAGAGCUCACCUUCUUCGACGCCGACCGCCCCGACGACCUGCGGCCACUCUACACGUUCCAGGCCGACUUCCAGGGCAAGCUCUACCCCAUCCUGGACACGUGCUGGCACGAGAGGGGCAGCAACUUGCUGCCCAUGGUGUUGCCCCUGCCCAGCGGGUCUGGCCCCCUCAGGCCCCUGGAGCCCACCAAGCUGUAGGGCCGCCCUGGGUCCCGCAGGCCCAUGGGCCCAUCCCAGCGGGGCACUGGGGACCCGAGGGAUUCUGUGGGGCCCCGAGGUGACGUUUUCACUGUCUGGGAAGGUCUUCUAGCCUGUGUGCCCCA